Molecule: messenger RNA, 862 nt
Organism: Salvia miltiorrhiza (redroot sage)
Lineage: Eukaryota; Viridiplantae; Streptophyta; Magnoliopsida; Lamiales; Lamiaceae
Product: protein DMP3-like
Exons: 1
Coding region: 72-704 (210 amino acids)
Biological process (GO): endomembrane system organization
Source: RefSeq, a predicted model, not a curated record
UAUAUAUAUAUAUAUAUCACCCAACCCAACAUCAAGUUAAUUCUCAAACAAACUUGAACAUUUGACAAAAAAUGUCUCUUAGACAAAGAUCAUCGGCAUCAAUCCCCAAUGAACCUCCCACCAACUCGUCUCAAAACGACGUCGUUUCGGUUACCCCGCCGCCCCAGAGCGCGCUCGCCCAAGCCCUACGAGGCUCGGCGAACCUCGCCAACCUCCUCCCGACCGGCACCCUUUUGGCCUUCCAGCUCCUAACCCCAAUCUUCACCAACGGCGGCGCGUGCGACGCCGCCACGCGGCCCAUGACCUUCGCCCUCCUCCUCGUCCUGGCCCUCUCCUGCUUCCUCGCCUCCUUCACCGACAGCCUGAGGUGCGCCAACGGCGAAGUCCACUACGGGUUCGCGACGCGGGAGGGGCUGUGGCUGUUCGACAGCCCCGACGCGGCGGCGCUGCCCGACCUCCGGAAGUUCCGGUUGAACGCGAUGGACGUGGUGCAUGCGUUUGUGUCGGUGAUGGUGUUCGUGGCGGUGGCGCUGAGGGAUAAGAAUGCCGUCGGGUGUUUCUACCCGAGGCCGGCGCGUGAGGUGCAGGAAGUGUUGGAUAUCGCUCCUAUUGGGAUUGGCCUCAUUUCUAGUUUGUUGUUCGUGGUUUUUCCUAGUAGAAGGAAUGGGAUUGGUUACCCCGUUACAAGGGAUCCCAUGAAUUAAUCACACUAUCUAUCAAAAUUUCAACUUUGAAUGCCAAUCAUUCAUCAUGGGUUUGCUUGUAAUUAGAUGAUGUAAUUUGAUUGAUUAUUUGUUAGGUUAGAUAGCAAUGACAUGAUAGCAUAAUGUGAUUUAUUACGUGUUUCUUGUUAUUGGGACUA